Messenger RNA from Mauremys reevesii (Reeves's turtle), 1221 nucleotides. RefSeq names its product mucin-5AC-like. The record is from RefSeq and is a predicted model, not a curated record. The coding region runs from base 1 to 1221 and encodes 406 amino acids. Lineage: Eukaryota; Metazoa; Chordata; Testudines; Geoemydidae. The transcript is spliced from 2 exons.
AUGACUAGCAGCACUAGAAGUGAGGAGACAACCACCCUUCCUCUUCCAACAGCUUCAGAACCUGGGAGCACAGCGAUAGCCACCUCAAUGUUUCCAGAGACCUCCACAACUCCUGCAGAAACCACAACCCCAACAGAGAGGACAACAAGAACUAGUACCACUGGAGCUGAAGUGACAACCACACUUUCCCUUCCUUCAACUUCACAACCUGAAAGCACAACUGCAGCCACCUCAACCUCUCCAAUAACAACCACAAUUCUGCAAGACACAACUUCCCCAGCUGAGAGUACACCAAUAAUUAGUACUUCUACAGUAGAAGGGACAAGCACCCUACCCUUUCUUAGCACUUCACAACCUGAAACCAGUGCUGCAGCCACCUCUACCACAGGAAUAACCUCCACCUCUCCUCUAGAGACGACUUCUGCAGCUCAAACUACAGCAAUGACUAGCAGCACUAGAAGUGAGGAGACAACCACGCUUCCUCUUCCAACAGCUUCAGAACCUGGGAGCACAGCAACAGCCACCUCAAUGUUUCCAGAGACCUCCACAACUCCUGCAGAAACCACAACCCCAACAGAGAGCACAACAAUAACUAGUACCACUGGACCUGAAGUGACAACCACGCUUUCCAUUCUUGCAACUUCACAACCUGAAAGCACAACUGCAGCCACCUCAACUGCUCCAGAAACAACCACAGUUCUGCAAGAGAGCACUUCCCCAGCUGAGAGUACACCAAUAAUUAGUACUUCUACAGUAGAAGGGACAAGCACCCUUCCCGUUCUUAGCACUUCACAACCUGAAACCAGUGCCGCAGCCACCUCUACCACAGGAAUAACCUCCACCUCUCCUCUAGAGACGACUUCUGCAGCUCAAACUACAGCAAUGACUAGCAGCACUAGGAGUGAGGAGACAACCACGCUUCCUCUUCCGACAGCUUCGGAACCUGGGAGCACAGCGAUAGACACCUCAAUGUUUCCAGAGACCUCCACAACUCCUGCAGAAACAACAACCCCAACAGAGAGGACAACAAUAACUAGUACCACUGGAGCUGAAGUGACAACCACACUUUCCCUUCCUUCAACUUCACAACCUGAAAGCACAACUGCAGCCACCUCAACUACUCCAGAAACAACCACAGUUCUGCAAGAGACCACUUCCCCAGCUGAGAGUACACCAAUAAUUAGUACUUCUACACUUCGGAACCUGGGAGCACAGCGAUAG